AUGGGGAGAUUCCAGGACUCUCGGGUCCUCUGCUGGCUGUCGGGUGUUAAUAGGGAGUUAGGAGGACCCUGUCACCACACCCUACCACUCAGAUUGUCUCUGUCCUACUCAUGGCUCUGGGACUCCAGCCCAGGGUGGUCACUUGAGGCACAAGUGACGUCUCCCCUCUGUCUCCCAACAGUGGAGAAGCUCCGGGCUGCCUUCACUGUCCUCCGGGCCUUCGGCUGUGUGUCCACCGACCACAGCCGCAGGGCCACCCGCUUUGCCAUGGUGACAUCCUUGGACUUCAAUGCCACGGGCCGAGUCACAGCCGCUCAGCUCCAGACAAUGCUUCUGGAGAACAGCCGUGUGGCCCGGCAGCCCCAAGGGGAAGGCAACUUUGAAGUGUUCUCUCAGCUGCUCGCUGGGCUGGAUGUCGAUCUCAGGACGGAGCUGAACCUGCACCAGAUGGCUGAGAGCAGUGCCUUCGGUAUGGGCGUGUGGUCCCAGCCUGAAGACAAGCAGAAGGCCGCAGCCGCGUUUUCCCAGCUCCGGGGCGCCAUGGAGCUGCUGGGCAUCGCGGAGGAGGAGCAGCGAGCCAUCUGGCGGGUGCUGGCAGCCAUCUACCACCUGGGUGCAGCAGGCGCGUGCAAAGGUAUGGUGGGUCCUCCUGCCAGCUGUCCUCUGAUUGGCCGGAAGCAGUUCAUGCGGUUUGAGUGGGCCAGCCACGCUGCCGAGGCCCUGGGCUGUGACUACGAGGAGCUGAAUACGGCCACCUUCAAGCACCACCUGCGGCAGAUUAUCGAGCAGAUGACAUCAGGGCCACAGCGCCAGGGCCUGGAGGCCAACGACGCCUGCUCAGGGCUCAAGAUGACGGGUGUGGAGUGUGUGGAGGGGAUGGCCUCCGGCCUGUACCAAGAGCUCUUCGCGGCUGUGGUCUCUCUCAUCAACAGAUCUUUCUCCUCCCACCAUCUGUCUAUGGCCUCCAUCAUGGUGGUCGACUCUCCCGGCUUUCAGAAUCCUCGGCACCAGGGCAAAGACCGGGCGGCCACCUUCGAGGAGCUGUGUUACAAUUACGCCCAGGAGCGCUUACAGCUGCUGUUCUACCACAGGACCUUUGUCUCGACUCUGGAGAGAUACCAAGAGGAAGGCAUUCCUGUUCACUUUGACCUCCCAGAAUCCUCUCCAGGAACUACGGUGGCUGUUGUGGAUCAUAACCCCUCCCAGGUCCACUUCCCAGCUGGAAGAGGGGCUGAGGAUGCCAGGGGCCUCUUCUGGGUCUUGGAUGAAGAAGUCCGGGUGGAAGGGUCCAGUGACAGUGUGGUACUUGAGCGUCUACGCACAGCCUUUGAGAAAAAGGCGGCUGAGGCUGAUGGUAAGGAGGCAGGGGCUGAGCGCCCCCCCGUGCUGCGGACCUGCGAGCAGCCCCUUCAGUGCGAGCUAUUCCACCAGCUGGGACGGGACCCUGUGCGCUAUGACCUCACGGGCUGGCUUCGCAGAGCCAAGCCCAACCUCUCAGCCCUGGAGGCCCCCCAGGUCCUGCAGCAGUCACAAAGGGAGGAGCUGCAGAACCUCUUCCAGGCCCGGGCCAAGCUGCCCCCUGUGUGCCGUGCGGUGGCAGGGCUCGAGGGGACCUCUCAGCAGGCUCUGCACCGGGGGUGUGUGGUGAGGAAGGCUUUCGCAAGCAGCACUGCGGCCCUGAAGAGGAAGGCCCCCUGUGCCCAGAUCAAGCUGCAGAUGGAUGCUCUCAUCAGCUUGCUGAGCCGAUCUCAGCUGCACUUCAUCCACUGUCUUGUGCCGACCUCAGGGAAAAGCAAGACUGAGCAGGCGACUCCAUCACCACCACAGCUUGGUGGAGACCAAGGUGGAGCCAACGAGUCCCCAGCUCUGGACAUCCCGGCAUUGAGGGUUCAACUCGCAGGUUCUCAUAUUCUAGAGGCAUUACGGCUGCACAGGGCAGGUUACGCUGAACACAUGGGGCUCGCUCAGUUCCGCCGUCGGUUCCAGGUGCUGGACCCUCCACUGCUGAAGAAGCUUGACUUGACCUCCGAGGGACUGGAUGAGAGGAAGGCCGUGGAGGAACUCUUGCAGACCCUGGAUCUGGAGAAGAAAGCAGUGGCCGUGGGGCACAGCCAAGUUUUCCUCAAGGCAGGUGUGGUUUCCAGGCUAGAGAGACAACGAGAGAAGCUGGUGUCCCGGAACAUCGUUCUCUUCCAAGCCGCUUGCAGGGGUUUUCUGUCUCGCCAGGAAUGUAAGAAGCUGAAGAUCCGGAAGCUGGCCACACAGUGCAUCCAGAAGAACCUGGCUGUGUUCCUGGAGGUCAAGGACUGGCCAUGGUGGGGGCUUCUGGCAUCUCUCCGGCCCCUGCUGAGUCCCACCCUUAGCAUGGAGCAGCUUCGAGCCAAGGAGGAGGAGCUAACGCUGCUGAGGCAGAAGCUGCAGAAGUCGGAGAAGUCGAGAAGUGAGCUCAGACAAAACACGGACCUGCUGGAGAGCAAGAUCACAGACUUGACCUCAGAGCUUGCUGAUGAACGCUUCAAAGGUGACGUGGCCUGCCAGGCACUGGAGAGUGAGCGGGCAGAGCGGCUUCAGGCGCUCCGAGAGGUUCAGGAGCUCAAGGCUAAGUACCAGCAAGUGCAGGAAGCAUUGGGGGAAGUACAGAAGCAGCUGGAGGAAGCACAGCAGAAGAGUCAACUGGUCAACCUUGAAGAGAAGCACGCAGGAGGUGCGGAUGAGUGGCAGAUGCGCCUGGACUGUGCUCAGAUGGAGAAUGACUUCCUGCGCAAGCGCCUUCAGCAGUGUGAGGAGAGACUGGACUCAGAGAUGAAGGCCCGGACGGAGCUGGAGCAGAAGCUCGGGGAGCUGCAGAGCGCUUACGAAGAGGCCAAGAAGACGGCCCACCAACUGAAGAGGAAGUGCCACCACCUCACCUGGGACCUGGAGGACACGCGGGUGCUGCUGGAGAACCAGCAGAGCAGGAACCAUGAGCUGGAGAAGAGGCAGAAGAAGUUUGACUUGCAGUUGGCCCAGGCACUGGGGGAGUUGAUGUUCGAGAAGACCCUCAGGGAGAAAGUGAACCAGGAGAACAGCGGAGUGCGCUGGGAGCUGGGCCAGCUACAGCAGCAGCUGGAGCAAAAGGAGCAGGAAGCCUCGAAGCUGAAGCAGGAGGUGGAAAAGUUACAGGGCCAGAAGCAGGAGCUGCUGGGCUGCGCCUCUGUCGGGGAACAAGGUGUGGCCAGCCUGAAAGAGAGGGUCUGGGAGCUGGAGUCCAAUGCCCUUGAGCAAGAGAAGGUUCACAGCCAGCAAAAAAACACCAUUAAGCAUCUGGAGCAGCUUCGCCAGCGGUUUGAGUUGGAGAUUGAAAGGAUGAAGCAGAUGCAUCAGAAGGACCGAGAGGACCAGGAGGAAGAGAUGGAGGACGUGCGUCAGUCCUGCCAGAAGCGGCUCCAUCAGCUGGAGAUGCAGUUGGAGCAGGAAUAUGAGGAAAAGCAGGUGGCUCUCCAUGAGAAGCGUGAUUUGGAAGGCUUGAUUGGAACCCUGUGUGACCAGAUUGGCCAUCGUGACUUUGAUGUAGAAAAGCGUCUCCGCCGGGACCUCAGGAGGACGCACGCUUUGUUGUCUGAUGUUCAGCUCCUUCUGGCCACCAUGGAGGAUAGCAAGACGUCCGUCAGCAAGGAAGAACUGGAGAAGGUGCACAGCCAGCUGACGCAGAGUGAGGCCAAAUGUGAGGAUGCCUUGAAGACCCAGAAGGUGCUGACUGCGGACUUGGAGAACAUGCACAGUGAGCUGGAGAAUGUGACCCGGAGCAAGAGCCUGGUGGAUGAGCAGCUGUACCGACUGCAGUUUGAGAGGGCAGACCUCCUGAAACGCAUCGACGAGGACCAGGAUGACCUGAACGGCCUCAUGCAGAAGCACAAAGACCUCAUUGCCCAGUCUGCUGCUGACAUCGGGCAGAUUCAGGAGCUGCAGCUGCAGCUGGAAGAAGCCAAGAAGGAGAAGCAGAAGCUGCGGGAGCAGCUGCAGGUGGCACAGCUGCGUAUCCAGUACCUGGAGCAGUCCACCGUGGACCGCGCCAUCGUCAGCAGGCAGGAGGCUGUCAUCUGUGACCUGGAGAACAAGACGGAGUUCCAGAAGGUGCAGAUGAAGAGAUUUGAGGUCCUAGUAAUCCGGCUUCGGAACAGCCUGAUCAAGAUGGGCGAGGAGCUGUCCCAGGCAGCCAAGUCAGAGGCCCAACAGCGGGAAAACAGCCAAUAUUAUCAGCGGCGCCUGGAGGAGCUAAAGGCAGAGAUGCAGGAACUGGCCCAGCGGGAAGAGGAGGCUGGCCGUCGCUGCAUGGAGCUGGAGAAGUAUGUGGAGGAGCUGGCCGCUGUGAGGCAGACAUUGCAGACAGACCUGGAGACGUCCAUCCGGCGCAUCGCGGACCUGCAGGCAGCGUUGGAAGAGGUGGCAUCCAGCGAUAGUGACACAGAAAGUGUCCAGACGGCCGUGGACUGUAGCAGCCGCAGCAGAAAAGAGGAGGACAAUGUCUCUGUCGUCAGCUCCCAGCCAGAAGGCAGUCUACGGUCCUGGAUGAGCUGUUCCCUGUCCCUAGCCACAGAUACCGUGAGGACCCCCUCUCGACAGUCAGCUGCCAGGAGCCCUCUCGUCAGCCCCAGGUCACCUGACAAGCCCCUGCUCCUGAUACCCGUGAGGCGGGCAUGGGCAAAGCUUGGGAUGCUCUACAGCCCUGUGGAUGAUCUGUGGGUGGGAUCCCCUGAGGCAGCUCACCAGCCUGGCUUCUGUGUGAAGGACUGGCACCUACUGGAGCAGCAGAAGGAACUACAGACAAGGCUGGCAGCCAUCCUACCUCACUGCAUCCAUGCCUGUUUCACUCCGGUGUCCACACUGUCAAGUCAGGAAUGA
Messenger RNA from Peromyscus eremicus (cactus mouse), 4881 nucleotides. RefSeq names its product unconventional myosin-XVIIIb-like. Lineage: Eukaryota; Metazoa; Chordata; Mammalia; Rodentia; Cricetidae. Gene Ontology annotation, molecular function: cytoskeletal motor activity; ATP binding; protein binding. Gene Ontology annotation, cellular component: myosin complex. The coding region runs from base 1 to 4881 and encodes 1626 amino acids. The record is from RefSeq and is a predicted model, not a curated record. The transcript has 36 exons.